Neospora caninum is the source of this 2685-nucleotide messenger RNA. RefSeq lists its product as hypothetical. The record is from RefSeq and is a predicted model, not a curated record. Gene Ontology annotation, cellular component: nuclear inner membrane. The transcript is spliced from 2 exons. Gene Ontology annotation, molecular function: chromatin binding. The coding region runs from base 1 to 2685 and encodes 894 amino acids. Lineage: Eukaryota; Apicomplexa; Conoidasida; Eucoccidiorida; Sarcocystidae.
AUGCGACAAACCAAGAGGCUGACUGGUUUGUCUUCUCUCUACAGCCACAUCAUGUCUUGUCUGUCUCUCCGUGUCUUCCUGUUGCCUUCGGUCGUUCUCGUUCUUGUGGCGCUUUUGUCGUCGCUUGCUCCCUCCUCUCUCUGGAGCGCCUCUCGCCCACAAAAGCAGGUUCCUCUUUACUGUAACAAGACUCGCGAUCUCCCCUUGGCACUCCUCGACGGUUCCCCCUCCCUGACUCCCUCGUCUUCCGCUGCUGCGGCGACAGAGGCUUGUCAGCCUUGUCCGGCGCAUGCAGUCUGCUCAAAUGGCGAGAUGCGUUGUCUGCCGCCCUAUAUUCCGGUCUCAGCGCAGUCGUCUCUCGAGAGUCUGUUUGGCCGCUUUGGCGUCCCUGUGGCGCUCCUCAGGCGUCUCGUUCACCUCGCGCCCCGCUCUGCGCCCAUCCACGAAGACGCGGCUCUUUGCGUCGAGGAUCUCGCAGCGAAGGAGACAGCGAAGCGGGUGACCGAAGCUGUCGUUCUGUUCCUCCGGAGAAAAGCUGGCGAGGCACAGUGCGCCGCCUUCUCUCCCGCCCUCGCCGAGUCGAGUCCCUUCGCGCCGGCGCCGGAAGGGGAGUGCGACGAGGCUGUUGGAGCUGGACGACCGCAACGGACCACAUUCGGUUUUCCGAAGAAAUGCGAGAUCCAAGGACGAGAGCGAAGAGACACAUUCACGAGGAAGCCCGGAAAAGGACGCGCAGAACCCGAGGGAAGAAAAGACCAUGCACAGGAACAGGGAGCUCGAGAUGGAAUUCCUGCUUCCGGACACGGUGGCAAGAGACAGCGGGAGAGAAGGGGCGAGUCUCUCUCCGAUGGCAGACCCGCACGAGCGGCCCAGUCGUCCGAGAGCGCCACGAGAUGGGAAAUCGUCCAAGCCGCUGGAACCAAGGACUUCGAAGACGACAACGUCUACGCCUACGUCUUCAAUCACUUCCUCGACGAAGAAGUUGCUGAGAGAGACUUCUCUGUCCGGGUUGAGCAGACUUACUCCUUCCAGUCCCUCGAUCUGGUAGCUCCGGCUGAAAAGUCGGCUGCUGCUCGCCAAGAGCAGACAGAGGCUCUUCUGCCUUUGUUUCUCCGUGAACAGCGCCGGUCGCGAGGGAUCACAUACACGUACACAUACACUGGACGCCACGCUCUGAGGCCUUGGUCUUGCACACUGUAUAUCGCCGUAAUGUACCGUCUCGCUCCAGCGGUUCUCGCUCUUUUUCUUCUCCUCCUUCUCUCACUCCCUCUCGCCUUCUGGCUCCGUCGGGUGUAUCUACGGCACAAGUUGCGCGAGUUGCUGUUGAGUCGGCAGGAAGCGGAGUCGUCGGAGUUGUUCACGCUGCAGCGAAACUCACUAGCGGCGGCAAUUUCUCCCGGUACAUCCUCCAGAGAACUUUCGCACCUGUUGGUCCGGUCUCUUGUGACCUCCCAAGCAGGCCGUUGCCUUCGCUGGUGGCUGCAGAGACUCGCCAGAAAUGCAGACGAAGUCGACACUCUGUGCCAUGACUUGCUUGUGGACAAACACAUCCGUUUGCAUACAGCACGAAUCGGGGAGCAAAACUUUUGGUGGGCAGAAACUGGAGGCGCUCCAAAGCCUGCACAACGGGAAAGUCCCUCGCAGGCUCCAAACACUGUGUCGCUGUCAGCUCCUUCCGGGGCGAGCGCAUCUGUCUCGCAAGACCUCCAUUCGCCGCUCUUCUCAGGGGCACCACCGGCGAAAGCAGCGGCCUGCCGCCUCCAGCGGGAGAUGGCUCCCCGGCAGCCUCCAUUUCCCACGCUUUUGGAGAUGUGUGGAGCAAACGGACCAAGCGGCGGUUGUUCCUCGUCGUUAGGGGGGGACGGGAUGCCUGCAGAGGCAGAAAUGCUUGCGAUCCUUGGGGAUCGGGGGCAGGAGGGAUGGCUCGACGAGAGAGUACGGCGAUCGAGUGCCUAUCUGUCUGCCUGCCGUCUCGCGGAUGGUCUAGAUGCGGAAACCAUGCGGGGACAUCCCGGGAAAAGUGGGAUGCGGCGUCCGACAUUGGGAGGCUCAGACGAUGCGUACUGGAGAGAGCAGCGUGGUUCGUACUUGGAAACGUCCACCGGCACUCUGGGACAGAGAGCUACCUUACUUGGAGGCGGAAGCGAUGCUGAAGGGUCUGGGAUCGAUUUAGCGAGAAAUGACAUCUCUAGCGGAUCAGAGGCCGCUCCUGGGCUGAAGCCACUUCCCGCGGCUACGGGUGGGCGUAAGCGUCUAUCGUCUUCAUUGGAUCGGGGAAGUGGAACUGUGGGCCGCGCGCAACAGGCGGUUGGUGUCUCGGGUGACAGCCGUUCCAGUGUCGCUGCCCGUGUGCGCCAAAGCUCAGUCGUGAAAGAGACGGCAGAGCGCGAUUAUUCUCACGCUGCUUUCUUUGCGAUGGCGAACCGCGGAAGAGAAAGGAGGCACGACGCGACUAGGCAGGCUGAGACAACACACGCAAGGGGAAGUGGACGGGGGGGUUUGGGGUUCCUGCCGGGAGAGGCGGCAGAGAUUACACGUGACGGGCGCUAUACGGGGACUGCUCAGUAUGAUCAAAUCCUUUUGCCUUCGCACGAAAGACGCAGAAGCGAGCGUAGGCGCUCGACUGGUCUGCCAAGGGCGGACGAUGACGGAGACCACGACCGAGGACACGCAGUUCUGUGCUGA